GUGUCUCAAAAAAAUUUAAAUAAUUAGUUAUAAUUAAAUAGUGUUGAUAGCAGGAAGUUGAUGUGUGAUGAGAUGGAGGGGUUAAUGAUUGAUUGAUGAGGUCAAGGGGCAAGUAAGCAAAAUGGUAGUGAGACUGACCUGGUGCGCAUAUUCAACGCAAAACAUAACCACUGUUGCUUUGCUUACUUUAAUUUAAUGGAAAUCUCACCAUUUUUUUUCUCCUUAACUGUCCCAACACUGUAGCUUACGAUAACAACACACACACACACUGACACACAUACAGUGAAUUAGAAUAUCCAACUUCCAUAAUCUUCCCAAUAAUUUAUAUGCAACAGUUGCAGUAACCCUCAUCUUUUUUUCUUCUUUUUUUUAUAUGGGCAUUUAAAUAGAAAUAAUUCGAAAAAGAUGUUGCCUUUCCAAUCAUAUUCGAUGCUUCAUCUUGUUCUUCUUCUUCAGUGCUGCAAACUGCGCCAUUGGAGAUAAUGGAGUUUUGAUCAAACACUGAUUCGCGGAAGGCCUCCGCUUGAGCUCCAACUUACUUCUCCAACAUGAAUUCCACGACCACACAGUUCGUUCCCUCACGAAGGAUGGGCUUAUACGAACCGGUCCAUCAGAUGAGCAUGUGGGGAGACUUUAGAAACACCUUGCUCGACUCAUCCCCGCCUCCAGAGCUGAUGCUGGAGGUCAAUGCCAAUCUAGACAACCAGUCAGAGGAUACUACUUCACAAGGAACUUUUGCAGCUUCGCAUAGAAAUGAUCAAGAAGCAAGCAAACCCGAUGAUAAGGUUCUGAGACGCCUAGCACAGAACCGGGAAGCUGCUCGUAAGAGCCGUCUGCGAAAGAAGGCAUACGUCCAGCAGUUAGAGAACAGUAAACUGAGACUCAUUCAGCUCGAGCAAGAGCUCAAUCGGGUCAGACAGCAGCAGGGAUUGUGUGUAGGUGGUGGUAUAGAUACUAGUCAGCUUGCCUACACCGGAAAUUCCAAUCCGGGGAUCAGUGCGUUUGAACUCGAGUACGGACACUGGGUGGAAGAGCAAAAUCGACAAAUCUCAGACUUGAAGAAUGCUUUGCAUUCUGAUAUGGGAGAUACGGAGCUGCAGAUCUUCGUUGAUGGUGGAAUGCAGCAUUACUUCGAGCUCUUCAGCAUGAAAGUGAUGGCCGCCAGGGCCGACGUUUUCUACAUCAUGUCCGGCAUGUGGAAGACGUCGGCAGAGCGCUUCUUCCUGUGGAUCGGGGGAUUCCGCCCUUCAGAACUCGUCAAGCAGGUGCUCUCGCCACACCUUGACGCCUUGUCCGAACAGCAGCGUCUAGACAUCGUUAAUCUCACGCAGUCUUGUCAGCAAGCAGAAGAUGCACUCUCACAGGGGAUGGAGAAGCUCCAGUUCAUCCUAGCCCAGGCCAUCGCCGACGGCCUACUGCAAGAAGGGAACUACCUACCUCAGAUUGGAGCCGCCAUGAACAAGCUCGACGAUCUGGUCAGGUUCGUCGUUCAGGCUGAUCAUCUCCGACAAGAGACGCUGCAGCAGCUCUCGCGCAUCCUCACCACUCGUCAAGCAGCCAGAGGCCUCCUGGCCCUCGGGGAGUACCUGCAACGCCUCCGGGCUCUGAGCUCGUGCUGGUCAUCCCGUCCUCGUGAACAAGCCUAGAGAUGAAUUCUUGAAUUUUGGUGGCCUAUAUAGUAAGAAUUUUCUCUAAGAUCUAAGGUUUAUGCCCAUUUUUGAUGUGCUUUCCUAUGAUUGAGAAAUUUGUAGAUAUGAUCAGAUAGUUUUCUGUGUAGAGGAAUUUCUCAGUUAGACUACUUCAGGUUUGAUUGUCUGUUUCUAUUUGGAACUCUAUUGUGUAAAAACAGGCUAUAUUAGCAUCAGUUUCUAACAAAAAACUGUAAUAUAAGGCGAAAAUGCUGCAAGGAGCUCUGAAAACGACGAGAAACAAAGUCUGCACGGAUUUAAGGAUGCUCAGAUGCAAGAAAGUGCAGCAGAUAGAUAGAUAUGCAGAAUGCAGGCAGUGGUCAAUCCAUUUUUUUGUGUCGUUCCAUCUCAUAAUAAUGAACGUUCGGCAAUUUCAAAGAUUA
Salvia miltiorrhiza (redroot sage) is the source of this 2071-nucleotide messenger RNA. RefSeq names its product transcription factor TGA1-like. The record is from RefSeq and is a predicted model, not a curated record. Gene Ontology annotation, molecular function: sequence-specific DNA binding; DNA-binding transcription factor activity. Lineage: Eukaryota; Viridiplantae; Streptophyta; Magnoliopsida; Lamiales; Lamiaceae. Gene Ontology annotation, biological process: DNA-templated transcription; regulation of DNA-templated transcription. Bases 549 to 1646 code for a protein of 365 amino acids. The transcript has 8 exons.